This is a messenger RNA of Pseudogymnoascus destructans, 3164 nucleotides long. RefSeq lists its product as uncharacterized. NCBI's taxonomy places the organism in Eukaryota, Fungi, Ascomycota, Leotiomycetes, Thelebolales, Thelebolaceae. Gene Ontology annotation, biological process: regulation of transcription by RNA polymerase II. Gene Ontology annotation, cellular component: nucleus. Gene Ontology annotation, molecular function: RNA polymerase II cis-regulatory region sequence-specific DNA binding; DNA-binding transcription activator activity, RNA polymerase II-specific. The coding region runs from base 354 to 2720 and encodes 788 amino acids. The transcript has 3 exons. The record is from RefSeq and is a predicted model, not a curated record.
CCCCCCCUCACCACCCCAGUUCAAUACAUAUACAUAGCGUCACUGCUCGUAUAUAAUUAUCCUCAUCUGCAGAUACCCCCGAAACUCAUUUGAACUGAGACAUACCAAACACCUUUGAAUCUUCUUAGUUCUCAAACUUAGUUCUCAAACCCCGCCAUAAUCACUAAGACCCAAGAUCACUAAGACCCAAGACUCUCUCUUCUUCAAGGACUCGCGACUACCGCUCGCUCGCAUUAUUUCAAGUCUGCUCCUCGCAUUGGCCUUCUUCACCUCACACAUGCACUCGACGACGACCACAGACGCUCAAUCAUAGGCGCCUUCUCACGACUCCUCACCUCGUCGGCUCCUUCCAGAUGUUUCGUAAUAGAGUAUCUUCCCAAAAGCCCGGCGACGACCUUUACGCCCACUUCAAGGCCAACUUCGGCAAUAUCGUAGGUGCCACAACCGCCGGGGCGGCGGUUGUGCCGUCAAGUCUCGUUGUCGACCCAUCAAACCUUAUGGGAGAGUCAGCGCGGACCCAAGCCGAGAUGAAAGACCUAGACCCAACACCGAGAGCACAGAACGAGCCAUGGCGCUUCACACCCUCGCUCCUCGACCCGAACUCCUAUGCCUUCUCGGCAUUCGCGAGCCAGAUGCCCGCAUACUAUACCCCAGGCGCCAACGGAAAUUCUCUAUACCACAGCCAGGCCGGCGACCUGCAUACACCCAGUAUGGGCGUUGGGAUGGGCGGGGGAACGCCAUUGUCAAUGCAAACGGGCGAGGGAGGCGUAGUGCAUCCUGGGCAGGUCUACCUCCAACAACCCCACGCGCAGCAGCAGGCCUUGCCUCCGCAGAGCUUCCAGAACAAUUACACUGGUUACCCGCCUACCACUGGCCACGAGCAGCAGCAGUCGUAUGCGCCGGCAACAUUCAUGCGCCACGAUACGGGCUACGAGACAAUGGACCACGAUGGUACGCCGAUGCAGGCCAGCGGCAGACAGAUGGAGCUUACUUCCAUGCAACCGCCGAUGAUGACAUACCAGCCACGGCAAUUCGAGAUAAAUGCCGCUGCGCCGCUGGCAGCGGCUGAGAAGUUCCGUUUUCACGUGAUGCUCAAUGCGCCUACGGCUAUGAUUUCGAACACCGACGAGAUUCCUGUUACAUACUUGAACAAGGGCCAGGCGUACUCUGUGUCAAUCGUCGACACGCAGCCAAUGCUUCCUGUGCCGAUGGGCACUCGCUACCGCACCUUUGUGCGCAUCUCGUUUGAGGAUGAGCAGCAACGGCAGAGGCCCGCAUCUUGCUGGCAACUGUGGAAGGAGGGACGUGGCACCAACGAGGCCCACCAGCGCGGAGGAAAACUGCAGGCUGUUGAGUACGUCGAGGCGACUCAGCAAGCCGACUCGGACGACAAGCGUACGCGUGUCGAGCUAGAAUCGGCCUCCUUCGAUGGGUUCUCUGUCAUCUGGACCCCCGGCGCAGCUGGGCUGGCUGAAUGCACCCUGGCAGUUCGCUUCAACUUCCUCUCCACAGAUUUCAGCCACUCCAAAGGUGUCAAGGGAAUCCCCGUUCGCUGCUGCGCCAAGACCGAAGUUCUGGACCCGGGCUCGCCACAUGCCGUCCCCGGCUCCACUGAGGUGGCGUACUGCAAGGUCAAGCUGUUCCGCGACCACGGAGCGGAGCGCAAACUAUCCAAUGACGUUCAGCAUGUGAAGAAGACGAUCGACAAGCUCAAACAGCAAAUCAAUCAAACCGAGGCCGGGAUGAAGGACUUUGGGAAGCGCAAGCGCACUGGCUCGAUUUCAAAGGCUACUACGAGCCAGCGAGCUGGGAAGGUGCCAAAGCACAAGCGCACCUGGUCCGUGUCCUCAGCUAGCUCUGCUGGCGGCCACAUCCCCGCCGAGGAAGAUCUUCAUUACAAGCUGCAGCAGCAGCAGGACAUGUUAACUAGCACCCGUCCAGUGAGCAUCCUCUACCUUCGCGGCGCCGAACAAGACGACCCGGAUCUCCACCCCGUCGCCCUCCCCGGAGAGCAGUGGGACCCCACAAAGGUCGACUCGCGCGACAACGCCGCUUGGCAGCAGCACACUAGCGUCCGCAGCGUCUCCACCGCCGGCACAUCAUCGCUAGUGUCACCAUCCCCCAGCUCGACCUCCCUGCACUCGCAGGCUAUGCUUGGCUCCUCCGCCAUCCCGGUGGCCGCGCAGUGGGGCGACUACCACGGUUUGCGCGGCGCAGACGUCUCAUCGAACCCGCAGCAUCUCGCCAGCCCCCCUGACCAGCUCACCAAGAUCCCCAAGACAGAUGAUGCGGGGGGUCUCAGCGGCUGGAUCGAGGCGCUCGGUGUUGACUCGUCGUAUCGCCCCCCUGCGGAGCCCGUAGGGAAGGCAGUCGCUUGCUUCUACGUCCAGUACCGUGAUGCGUCGCCUACGACGAAGAAGCCGUACUAUCGCGCUGUAUACCUCCCCCAACGCACGCUGAGCGAUUUCCUCGCUGAAAUCGGCACGAAAUGGGGCCUUGACCCUACGACCAUCCGGCGCUCACUGCGUGUCCUCCCUAGCGGCCUUGAGGUCGAGAUGGAUGAUGAGGUGGUGCGCGAGAUGCGCGAGGGACAGGAUGUGGCGUUUGAGCUGAAGAAUAUGGCAGCUGUCAAGCGCGAGUGGGAGAUGACGAUUGAUGAUGAGGGUGCGGAGGGAGAGGAAACGGAGACAGUGGGUUGCGAGAUCAGAUUGUUGUUCUAAGGAUGAUACCCAUGACCAACGAAGACUGGUGUCGAGCGCCUGGGCAUUCACAACCUCCAGCGACAAAACUCUCAUCGAUUAACAACCUACCACGGCACACACAUCUUCGCACAUCACGAAAAGCCAGGGUCUAUGUACAGUACAUGCACGCAUAAUCAACGCGCAAAUUUGGAUUGCCCUCGCAUCGCUCAAAACAUUUCCUACGAUUACCCCAUUUCAUGCACAUAUUUUUUUACCCUCUUCGUCGAACACUCGACUCUUAUAGGCAACAACAAACGUACACGCUUAUUUCACAUUUUUGGGGGUUUUUUUUUUGGGCGGCAACCAAACUCGGCAACAAUUACGGGGGGGCAUAGAAACAACCGGCUGCAUGAAACGAACGAGCAACACGUAUUACGCCUUUCCUUUUUUACUUCGUUUUUCUAAAAGGCAACGACAACUGGC